CUCCAAAACAUCAUCUCAUAAACCAAAAAACCACAAAUCCAAUAUUUGAUUAUUUCUCAUUACAUCACCUCUUUUUGUAACCAUGAGUCUUCUUACAGAUCUCAUUAACCUUGACCUCUCAGACAGCACUGAGAAAAUCAUCGCUGAAUACAUAUGGGUUGGUGGCUCUGGAAUGGAUAUGAGAAGCAAAGCCAGGACUCUACCUGGACCAGUGACCGAUCCAUCAAAACUCCCGAAAUGGAAUUACGAUGGUUCAAGCACUGGCCAAGCUCCUGGUGAAGACAGUGAAGUGAUCUUAUACCCUCAAGCGAUUUUCAAAGAUCCGUUCCGUAAAGGCAACAACAUUCUUGUCAUGUGUGAUGCUUACACUCCUGCGGGUGAACCGAUCCCUACGAACAAGAGACAUGCUGCAGCUCAGAUCUUCAGCAACCCUGCUGUUGUAGCUGAAGUGCCUUGGUACGGGAUAGAACAAGAAUACACUUUGUUGCAGAAGGAUGUGAAGUGGCCUGUUGGAUGGCCCAUUGGUGGCUUCCCCGGUCCUCAGGGACCAUACUACUGCAGUGUUGGAGCUGACAAAUCUUUUGGGAGAGACAUUGUUGAUUCUCACUAUAAGGCCUGCUUGUAUGCCGGAAUCAACAUCAGUGGCAUCAAUGGAGAAGUCAUGCCUGGUCAGUGGGAGUUUCAAGUCGGCCCAUCAGUUGGAAUCUCAGCUGCUGAUGAAGUGUGGAUCGCUCGUUACAUUUUGGAGAGGAUCACAGAGAUUGCUGGUGUGGUUGUGUCUUUUGACCCAAAACCAAUUCCAGGUGAUUGGAACGGAGCUGGUGCUCACACCAAUUACAGUACUAAAUCGAUGAGAGAAGAAGGAGGAUAUGAGGUAAUCAAGAAGGCAAUCGAUAAGCUCGGGCUAAGACACAAGGAGCACAUUUCAGCUUACGGUGAAGGCAACGAGCGUCGUCUAACCGGACACCAUGAAACUGCUGACAUCAACACUUUCCUAUGGGGUGUUGCAAACCGUGGAGCAUCGAUCCGAGUAGGACGUGAUACUGAGAAAGAAGGGAAAGGAUACUUUGAGGAUAGGAGGCCAGCUUCAAACAUGGACCCUUACAUCGUUACUUCCAUGAUUGCAGAGACUACACUCCUUUGGAAUCCUUAAAGAAAGAUCCAAGAAAUCAAAAACCAACUUGGAUUUGCUUCCAUUGGAUUUCAAGUUUCUGAUUUUCUUCAGUUUAUUAAGCAUUUGUACCGGUUGAUACUGCCGGGGUUUGUGGUUUGGGGCCUUUCUUUUAAUCUCUUUGGGUAUUUGGGUUUGUUGUUGGAGCAAGUCAGGAUUUGCUCUGUUUCUUUGACCUUUAUUUCGUAUUUAUAUUAAUAACACGAUCUGAAAAGGCCUCUUCAUGUUUCAA
Messenger RNA from Eutrema salsugineum, 1403 nucleotides. Its product is annotated as glutamine synthetase cytosolic isozyme 1-2. Lineage: Eukaryota; Viridiplantae; Streptophyta; Magnoliopsida; Brassicales; Brassicaceae. The transcript has 11 exons. The coding region runs from base 83 to 1153 and encodes 356 amino acids. Gene Ontology annotation, molecular function: glutamine synthetase activity. The record is from RefSeq and is a predicted model, not a curated record. Gene Ontology annotation, cellular component: cytoplasm.